Molecule: messenger RNA, 1077 nt
Organism: Arctia plantaginis
Lineage: Eukaryota; Metazoa; Arthropoda; Insecta; Lepidoptera; Erebidae
Source: the annotation of a GenBank genome assembly
AUGUUAAAAUCACAUCUAGCUUUACAUACAGAUGAUAACGAAGAUGAAGAAGAAGAUGAAAAGAAAGUUGAGGAAGAGGAGGAAUCGGUAGCAGUGGAACAUGAACCCAUCGUUUUAGAUGCCGAAAAGAGAUAUCUAAAGAAGUCUGAGGUCAGCGUCCGACUAAGUUUCCUGGGAAAAACAGCUGACGGCGACGGGUAUACAUACCUUAAAGCGACACUUACAGGAAUGGGUUUAACACAUAUUGAUGCAAUAAAAAGCUUCAAACAUCUUCAGUUUCUUGAUCUAUCAAAUAACAAUCUGCAACUAAACGAAUUGCAAGUUGUCACCAAGCUACCUUAUUUAGUUUUACUGCAAGCAGACAAAAACAAACUGAAUGCGGCAGAAUUGCACCGUAUGCCAUAUCUUCAAGUGCUUAUCUUGAACAACAAUGAUAUAACAACAGUGCACGAUGUAUUUCAACCAGAACUCAGUACUUUAGAAGUCGGUUUCAAUAAAAUACAAAAAUUACAUUUCACUAAUGCCAUGCCGAACAUUAAAUGUUUGGACUUCCGAAAUAAUCGAAUAAUAGAAAUUUCAGAUUUAAAUUUUCCAAAGCUAGACAGUUUAUAUUUAGCGCAUAACAAUAUAGUAUCGUUAGCAGGGCUAGAAAGGCUAGUUAAUUUAAGAAUACUUCAUGUACGAAAUAAUCCAAUCCGGCUGUUAGACGGUUUCCAUGAAGAUCACACUAAGUUAAUUUAUGUUAAUUUACGAAAUUGCAAAGUAACAACAUUUAGACAAGUAAAAAAAUUGCGGGUAUUGAAAGGAAUUGAAACACUUAUACUAAAAGGAACACCAUUCAUGGGAGGAACAGGUGAAGAGGAUGUAGGGGGAGGCGGCGAAGAAGAUGACAAUGAGCUUCGUGUGGAGAUUUUGGCCGCUUUGCCACGAUUGAAAAGGAUAAAUAAAGGAACUGUAACACCUGAAGAGAGAGAAGAGGCAAAGACGUUGAUGCUUCAAUGGCUUGAGGAGGGUGAGAAAGAUGAAGAAGAAAUAGAAGACGAGGUACCAAAUGAGGAAGACGAUAGUCAGCCAUGA